Messenger RNA from Rotaria sp. Silwood1, 4254 nucleotides. The record is from the annotation of a GenBank genome assembly. Lineage: Eukaryota; Metazoa; Rotifera; Eurotatoria; Philodinida; Philodinidae.
AUGUCGAGUAAAAUAUUCUUCAAUUGUACACAACCAUGGUUUGGAACUCGAUGCCAGUAUUUUUUGGAAUUAAACGAUUCAAUUAUUUUGACAGAUAUUGAUUUAAUGAGUUCUUCGAUCAUUACUCAGACAUGCUAUAUACUUCUAGAUUGUGUUCGUGGUGGUCCAUUGAUGUGUCUCGAUUGGCGUGAGGUGUGCGAUGGUCGAAUUGAUUGUCGCAAUGGUGCUAUUGACGAAAUGGAAUGUUUCAAUUUAGAAAUAAACGAAUGUGAUCCGGAUGAGUAUCGAUGUCACAAUGGUUUGUGUAUUUCGAAAAUCUUCUGGAAAAAUGAAGAAGAUACUGCUGAAUGUCUUGACCAGUCGGAUUUGUGGUACGAAUUUGAAUGUCCAACGUCAUUGUUUACAUUUAAUGCAUUUAGCAUGUUUGAAUGUGAAGAAUAUUCAUGUAAACCGGGUGAACGACAAUUUUCAUAUGGAGAUGGGCAAUGUGUUGAAGAUUUUGAUGAAUGUCAAAAUGGUCGUCAUCUGUUACUUGUUCAGUCGAUGAUUAAACUAGGAAAUUUAUCGGAUUAUUGCUGGAUAGUAAUGGCUUGUCUGAGUAAAAUUACCGAUCAGAUCGAUGGGAAAUUAUGCGAACAAAUUUUUAAGACGCCUCUUAUUCUUAAUCAGCUACAAUCAUGUGAUGAUCUUACUCAAUUUCCAACAAUUCCUGUUCUUUUUGGUCACGUACAUUUUUUGUAUGCUCCAAAAAAUAUAUCCUAUGUAAAUAUCGAUUUAGCUCUUGUACCUGAUUAUGUUUGCUAUGAUGAACAAAUGUGCGAUUUUCUCAUUCCUACAUUUCAGCAUGGAAUUCAUGCUUGUCGACAUAGUCAUGAGAUGGGUUUGAAAUCAAAUGUGACAUACGAAAGUUGGAAAUCGAUCAUUGAUGCAAUCAAACCAUUUUUUCGUGGUUGUCAAAAUAGAUAUCACAUUGGAAAUUCUUCUGAAAAUUCAUCAUUAUAUAGAUGUAAGAACUCAUCGAAACUCAUUUCUGCUCAUCGAAUCAUCGACAAUAUCUCUGAUUGCUAUUUGAACGAUGAUGAAACAGCAUUUGAACUCAGUUGUUCGAUGAAGGAUACACAACGUUUUAUGUGUCCAAAUGAAAUUCAAUGUCGAUCGCCAUUAUUUCGAGAAUUCAAUUGCCCUACUUCGAUUUAUCGUAGUUUCGAUGAGAUUUUGUUUCAUGAAAUAUGUGAUCGAAUCGUUGAUAUAUUACCUGUAACAAUUAAUGGGCAAAAUCAUACAGAUGAGACUGAUUGUCAAGACUGCCACUGCAAUACUAUUUAUACACGAUGUAAUGGCAUCCGAAAUUGCCUUAACGGAGAAGAUGAAGAGAAUUGUACGGGAUCGAUUUGCCUUUCAAGAUUUAUUCCAUGUGUUUCUCCAUAUAAUUUCACAUUGACCUGUUUACCAGUUAAUCAAGUUAGUGAUGGUUUCAUUGAUUGUCUUGGAGCAUCAGAUGAGCUUCAAUAUUGUGGAAAAGUGAAUGCUUAUACAGCAAUUUAUCAGUUUCAUUGUUUAAAUAGUACAAAAUGUGUGAAAUCUUCUGAAUUAUGUAAUUCAGUUCAAGAUUGUCCUUUAGGUGACGACGAAGAAUUUUGUAAAAAUCGAUCACAAUUAUGUACCCGAUACAAAUUACCGAAUCGUAGCCAUGUGCAAGACGUACUGUGUCGUAUUUUUGACACAAAAAGAAUCACAUUUACACUGCAAGGAUCGCAAACCUAUCCUCAUAAUCAUAUGAAAAUGAUUUCUUCUCACCCAACUUGGCCAGUAAAACGAUAUGACCAUAAUGCAAAUCGGAACAACAUGAUAUCCAAAUAUUUCACAUGGCUGGUACGUUGUAAGAGAGGUAUUCCCGUUUAUCUUUGGUCGAAGUUGAAGAAUUACAGUUACAGAUGUUUUUGUCCACACAAUUAUUAUGGUGAUCGUUGUCAAUAUCAAAAUCAACGUGUCAGUUUUACAUUAACAUUAGCAACAAGUGGUAUAAACGGUAUUUAUUCCGUUGUUAUCACCCUUGUUGAUGACGAUGAUAAUCAGCAAGAAAUUAAUUCAUAUGAUCAAGUUACUUAUGUGCCUGGAAUGAAUUGUAGAAAACCAAUUAACAGCUAUCUCAUAUAUUCGACUCGACCAAAGAACAAUUCGAAAAAAUAUAGUAUUCGUGUUGAUGUAUUCGAUAAGGCUUCAUUGGCAUAUCUCGCUAGUUGGCAUUUGAAUAUUCCAUUUCUUUUUCUACCUGUCAAUCGACUAGCUGCCAUGAUCACUAUCCCAUCUUAUAGACCUUUGAGUUUGAAUAAUUGUGUCUUUUCAUGUUACAAUGGUGUUUGCACGAAAUAUAUUAACAAAGAAAAAUUCUUUUGCAAAUGUUAUUCAGGUUGGUCCGGAAUUCAAUGUCAUCUACCUGCGUAUUGUAGUGAUUGUUCGUCUGACUCGAUUUGUGUUGGUUCAAUAGCAAAUCGAUCGAUUUGUGUUUGCCCUUUGAAUAAAUUUGGGCCACGGUGUUUUCUCAAAUAUUUAUGUCCGAACAACUAUUGCAAAAAUAAUGGUCAAUGUGUUGUUCUUGAUCAACGAAUGACUGAAGAAAGCUUCUUUUGCUUUUGUUCUGAACAGUUUUAUGGACCACAAUGUGAACAUCCUAAGGGAGAGCUACGUAUUUUCUUUCACAAUAUGGUUGUUCCAUCGUAUCUAUUUGUUAUUAUGUUUUUAAGAACUGGUUCUGAAUCACCGAUACCAUUAUCGACAAUAUUGCUAAAAUUAACUAUGUUUCAAGAUCAAAUAAUAUUAUACCCAGAUUAUUGGUUUCAAAUUGUUUUUGUAAAAAUUGAUAAUAAUUAUUAUUUAGCUGUUCUUCAAGAAUUUCAAGUGUCAAAUAUUUCAACUUCGAUCGGUCCCGAUCGACGAUGUCUGUCAAUAGAUGAGCUUCUCAAUUCUUCACAAUUGACUAUGCCUAAAAUUCAACGAGCAAAAUUCUAUCAUAUUCCAUGUCAGAUUUAUCUUGGUCUUCAAUGUUUUUUCGACGAAUCUUACAUGUGUUUCUGUACUCGAGAACGUCAUGCAAAUUGUUUCAAAUUUUCUUAUGCAAAACAUUUUCUCUGUCACUAUAAUAUUCACUGUUACAAUGGAGGAACAUGUUUACAAGAUAGAUCUGUAUGUAGUUUUAAUACAAUAUGUAUUUGUAUGGAUUGUUUCUUUGGUGAUCGAUGCCAAUUUUAUGCUAAAGGUAUUGGAUUAACACUUGAUGACAUGUUACGUUAUGCAAUUCGACCGUAUAUAAAUUUUAAUGAUCAACCAUAUUUAGUUAAAGUAAACGCUAUUCUUAUAACGAUUAUGCUUAUCAUGGGUUUAUUCAAUAGUAUUUUAUGCUUUUUGACAUUUUAUAGUCAAGAAUCACGGGAAGUCGGGUGCGGAAUAUAUAUAUUUGCAUCAUCAAUUACUUCUGCUCUUGAAAUACCUAUGUUAACAAUAAAAUUUUGGUUUGUUAUCAUAAGUCAAAUGAAUUUAUCAGUCAAUCGUUCUACUCUUCAUAUGGGAUGCAUUCUUCUUGAACCGGUUCUCAACCUUUUUUUAUAUAUGAAUAAUUGGUUAAAUGCUUGUGUGGCCACAGAAAGAGCAGUAACUGUAUUCAAAGGCAUUCAUUUCGAUAAGAUUAUGAGUAAAUCUGUAGCUCGAUGGAUAAUUCUACUCAUAGCAUGUCUUAUUACAGGUACAAUCAUUUACGAAUCAUUAGAUCGAGGUUUGUUCGAAGAUCGCGAAGAACAACGUGUUUGGUGUGUAACUCAUUAUUCUGAAGCUGUCAAACAUUUCAAUAUAGCUGUUCUAAUCAUUCAUUUUCUUACACCAUUAGGUGUCAAUCUCUUAUCAGUGAUCUUCAUUGUUUCUGCAAUUACUCAUCAACGAGCAAUGAUUCGCACUCAACAUAACUAUACACGACAUCUUCGUGAACAACUCUAUCGACAUAAACAUUUAAUUAUCAGUCAGCUUGUUGUAGUCAUCCUAUCACUUCCUCGUUUCAUAACAUCAUUAUUCACUGGAUGUGUCAAAGACUCGCAUAAUUCAUGGUUAUACAUAUCUGGUUAUUUAAUUUCGUUUGUACCAUCAGCUAUUAUGUUUAUUGUAGGGGUGAGAAGUUAUUGUUAUUUUUUGUUAUUAAUAACAAUAACAAUAACAAAAAAGUUAUUGUUAUCAAUAACAAAUAACAAAAAAAGUUAUUGUUAUUAA